This is a messenger RNA of Monomorium pharaonis (pharaoh ant), 4266 nucleotides long. Its product is annotated as pikachurin. The record is from RefSeq and is a predicted model, not a curated record. Gene Ontology annotation, molecular function: calcium ion binding. Bases 474 to 3161 code for a protein of 895 amino acids. NCBI's taxonomy places the organism in Eukaryota, Metazoa, Arthropoda, Insecta, Hymenoptera, Formicidae. The transcript is spliced from 15 exons.
GGCGCCACCGUCGAACUACCCCCGCAGUUCGAUUGGAGACACCGGCCGGCACCGACGGUCGUCGCGACGCUCCGCGACGCGUGUGUGCGUUCGUACGUGCCUCCUUCGUUCGCGUACAGAGAGCUAUAGAGGAGUAAAAAAAGGCGUACGGAGAGGCGUGAGAUCCGCCUGGGAACGGAAGAGCGAGAGGAAGCCGCGUUGUGCGAGAGAUAGCCAACGGGACACGCGUGAUCGGUUGUCGCAUCAUCAUCGGUUUAUCGCGUUGUGACGAGUGUCUCGGACCGGUGGAUCUCGAAUCGCCUGCAGUGCUAGUAGUCGCGAGUAAUUAGUGAUUCAGUUGAAGGAGAGAGAGAAAGAAAGAGAGAGAGUGUGUGUGUCUCGCGUGUGCCGCGAAGUGAUUGACAGGGAUUCGCUGGAGCAUGCGACAGUAAGGACUUAUCGACCCCAGCGACGUGCAUGUUUAUCGCUGGACAAUGGCUGGACUACGCUACGUUUGCCGGCUCUUCGUCAUCCUGGGAUACCUGUCGGUCGUUCCGGUGCUCGCCCAGAACCCCGUGGAGGAGAAGACCACCUUCGAGGCUGCUUUCCAAGGAAGAUGCGGGCACGGAUCGCCCUGCGAGCAGCUCUGCUACGAACUUCACGACGGCAUGUACGAGUGCGACUGCAGGGACGGCUACAUACUACAUAAAAAUGGAUACAGCUGCGCCGAACUCAACUCGACGUCACCAUCGACGAGCGAGCUCGGCGACUUCGUUGACGAGGCCGAGAUCGACGAGGCGAACGUCGCGGACAACGCCGAUGACGAGGAUGCGGUCGAAGACAUCCUUUACAUGCGCGGUGCCACCUUCACGAUACAUCUGGAUGCCCCAGCCGAGAAUUCCACCGUGAACGCGACGAAGAUAAACGAGGCGAACGGCGCGGAUCGGAUCGAGCUGCGCGCCACGUCUCAGGGCCCAAAUCUGGAGCAAAAACUGCCGUCCACGAUGGAGAGCAUUGUGAGCACCGAGCCAGCGUGCUCUUUGGACUGUGGCCCGGCUGGAAAUUGUUAUAUCGAGCAAUCUCGUGGAGAUGAAGUCGAUGUGGUGAUCGAAGGCGACGACGAUGACGACGCAGCCGUGGACCUCGAGGGCAAUACCGUAAACCUCAGACGAAAGCAAGGAACAUUCAGACAGAGAUGUCAGUGUCCUCUCGGAAGAGGUGGAGAUCGUUGUCAGCUCGAGACUGAAGUAAGAUCGCCACGUUUCACUGGUUCAGGCUGGCUGGCUUUUCCCGCCUUAAGAGCCGCUUACAAACAUGUCCAAUUAGAACUGGAAUUUCGGCCAGAAGCAUGGGAUGGGGUGCUUCUCCUUGCAGGAGAACGGGACGAUCUUCAGGGCGACUUUAUGGCUUUGAUAUUGCAUCAUGGCUUUAUCGAAUUCAGGUUCGAUUGUGGCAGCGGUGUUGGCACAGUGAGGAGCACGGAAACGGUGAAGCUGAAUGAGUGGAACACCCUGAGUGUCUACAGACAUCGAUGGGACGCCUGGAUCCAGCUGAAUCAGGAGAAGAGGGUGGAGGGACGAUCAAAGGGCUUGUUCUCGAGAAUUACGUUCCGCGAGCCGCUCUUCGUCGGCGGACCCGGAAACACGACCGGUUUGGAGCGACUUCCGGUGAGGACCGGAUUUAAGGGCUGCAUCCGGCAUUUGGAGGCGAACGAGCACCAUUAUCGCUUCCCAUUGGCCCCGCAGGGCGAUGCCGCGAAUGGAUUCGACAUCGAGGAGUGCACGGCCGACAGGUGCAGUAAGGUGCCGUGUUCCCACGGUGGAAAAUGCCUGACAACCGGAGGCGACACGGCUGUCUGUCUUUGCCCGCUCGGCUACACCGGCGAUCUCUGUGAGACCCGCGUGGAUCUACAGGUUCCAUCCUUCAACGGAUCCUCUUACCUACGUUAUCCGGGAUUGGCGGACACGUCGCUGUCGUGGCUGGAAUUGUCCGUCACGUUAAAACCGACCGCGCCGGACGGCGUGAUACUCUACAAUGGCCAUCACAGCGACGCGACCGGUGACUUUAUUGCUCUCUAUCUCUCCUCGGGCCACGUGCAGUUCACCUUCGACCUCGGAACAGGACCUGCCACUUUGAGAAGCGAAAAUCCAGUUCGUCUUGGCGAAUGGGUCGAAGUUCGGGUCUCCAGGACAGGUCGUUUGGCAUCCUUAGAAGUUGAGGACGGCCCGCCCCAGGAAAUCCUGGCGCCCGGAGCGUUCACGCAAUUAUCCUUACCGCUGAACCUCUAUUUGGGCGGCGCGCCGUCCUCCGACAUGUACUCGCCGAAGAUGAAAACUACGGCCAGUUUCGUCGGCUGCAUUCAGACGAUCGUGCUGAAUAAUCGCGAGAUGGGGAUUCUAGCGGAGGCGCUAGGCGGAGUGAACGUAGGAAAUUGUGGGCACGCGUGCGAGGCCAGACCGUGCGGCGAUGCGGAAUGCCGGCCUCUUCGCGAGCGUUUUACCUGCCGGUGCCGUCCAGGGGUGCCGCACCCUUGUCCCGCACCGGACGACUAUAUGCCGUUGGUCCCGCCACCGGCGAAAGCCAGCAACAAUGCCGCUACGUCCGUGAGAUAUGAGAGAGCUGUGCCCAGUUUCACAGGCAGCGAGAGCUAUCUACAUUAUAACGACGCCGACACGAUGAAAAGGAUAAUUAGCUAUAGGAUAGACAUCAAUAUGAGAUUCCGCGCCAGCAGCAGCAGCGGCCUGUUGCUGUGGAGCGGUCGCCAGUCGGAUCCUCAGGAACAAAGGGACGAGAACGACGAUUUCCUCGCCCUCGGCCUGGAUCACGGUUAUCUCACUCUCGCGUAUAAUUUGGGUUCCGGGGAAGCCGUGCUACGAUAUAAUCUCACGCGAUUGGAUGACGAUCUGUGGCAUCGUAUCAGAGCCGUUAGAAACGAGCAAUGGGCAUCUCUCGUGGUAGAUAGUGGUACCGGUGUCUCAGCAUCUUCUCCGGGGCAAUUGAGACAACUGAACACCGAUACCGGUCUUUAUAUUGGUGGUGCACCGGAUAUCGUGAGGACAACGGGGGGUAGGUACAGGAAGGGCAUCGUGGGUUGUAUUAGCGACCUCGUGCUGGACUCGGACUUCUCCGUCGCUUUGUCCUCGCCGGCACAGGCGACCAACACACACUCAUGCAUCCCCUGAAAGAGAGAUAUCCGUGCCGUCCGACGUCAGGUGGUGUCGGGUCCAUCCCGAAGCUAGGAUAUGAAAAUUUAAGGAUAACGUAUCACACCGCGGUGAGACAGCCGCGGCGAAAUAGUGCUCCGCAAAAGUGCAUCUGUGUCUCUCGUGCAUCCACGUACGGCCGCGUGUAAUAUCCUACAUGCGGCUCAUCAUUUUUGUACAGACUCAUCCUUCCACAGGUGGAACUCUCGAGAAGAUGAAGAUCGAGUGGCAACCUCGGCACACUCGGUCGUGCGCGGCCAUCGACUGGUAGGCGGCUUUACUGUAAAUAUUAGGGCGAUCCGAGAUACUAUAUAUACGGAGAUAUCUAUCACUCUGCCACGCGGCAUUGAUCCCUGGUGUUGCGACUUCCUGUUUCCUGUCCGAGUCUUACCCCGGGCGUACAAUUAGAAAAUAAGGUACGAUGGAAAGCGACGCAUAAACGAGACAACGAUAGUAAUUUCUCAACAAAGUUGAGGCAUUGCGAAAAAAAAAAAACUGCUAUCACGAAAUUCGCUUCCUCGUACAGUCAUUAAAUGACUACAACCGUUUGUCAUUGAAAGUUCAUUAUAUUAUCUUAUUUGCCCGCAAGUUACAAUUACUCCACUUGAUCGUGCUUCUCGAGAACUGAGAUUAUUAGGAAAAAUUUGUUUUUAACACACACACAACUGUUUACAUGAUUUAUAAAAUUCGUCUCGACACAAAGGAGGUGUGUAAUGAAAAAUAUAUAACUAAGAAAUAUUAAAUAUAGUGGAAAUAUCAAAGUAACAUAUCUGUUUUUUCACAUAAAUUGCUCUGCUAAUAAGAAUUGGGAGAAAGUUAAUAAAAUCGUGAAUGACAAGAUAAUAUUUUGAUGUACAAUUAAACUAAACAAGUACGACAGCUUUUCUACUUCCAUUCUUCGUAAGUAAUUACCAUUAAGUAAUUCAUUAAGAUAAAGAGAUAAAAAUUCUCGCUCCACAGUCGUUGAAGGUACUUUUCAACUUGUUUCUCUCUAAUUAAAAUUUAAAUACUAGAGAUGAGAUUAAUAAAAUUCUAACGGGAGAGUGCAGAACAAACGUAAAUUACACACACAAAAAAAAAGAAA